UCAGAACUCAGAUCAACUCCUCUACCGAAGCUAAACUCUAGCUUUCACCAAGAAAGAAACACAACUGUGACCGGAGCGGCUGUUUGAAACUUCACAAGGCAAACGAGACAAGAGAUCAACUUGAUCAGAGAAGACUCUCGCCCUCGAACUCUGAGACUAAAGGAAGAUUUUUCUCUGCAAAGCUUUUUGGAAGAAACUAAAGUUAUAACUAAGAGGAAGAAAAGAUGUCUGCUGGAAUGAAGAAAACGAUUGUGCUGCCUCUGCUGUGCAUCAUGCUCUCUUACAUGGCUGCUGGCCAGGAGUGCAGUGGCCAGUGUUCGUGCCCUGCCACCCCUCCUCAGUGCCCACCAGGAGAUAGCCUGGUGCUGGACGGCUGUAACUGCUGCAGGGUCUGUGCCAAACAGAUGGGAGAGCUCUGCACUGAGAAGGAUGUCUGUGACCCACACAAAGGCCUGUACUGUGACUUCGGAGCCCCCAACAACAGACGCAUAGGAGUGUGCACAGCUCGAGAGGGAGCCACCUGUGUGUUUAACGGCAUGGUGUACAAGAGCGGGGAGACCUUCCAGAGCAGCUGCAAGUACCAGUGUACCUGUCUGGACGGAGCCGUGGGCUGCGUGCCCCUUUGCUCCAUGGACAUCCGGCUGCCCAGCCCAGACUGCCCCAUGCCGAGACGCGUCAAGGUGCCAGGAAAGUGCUGCGAGGAGUGGGUGUGUGGAUAUCCAGAAAGAAACAGCUUCGUGGGCUCCGCUUUGGCCGCAUACAGAGAGGAGGAGACCUAUGGCCCAGAUCCUUCUUUGAUGAGGGAGAACUGCCUGGUUCAGACUACUGAAUGGAGCGCCUGCUCUAAGACCUGCGGCCUUGGGAUUUCCACCAGGGUCACCAACGAUAACCGCGAAUGCCGCCUAGAGAAACAGACCCGGUUGUGCAUGGUGCGACCAUGUGAGUCCCAGCUGGAGCAAAGCAUCAGGAAAGGGAAAAAGUGCAUCCGCACUCCCAGACUGUCCAAGCCCAUGAAGUUUGAGAUCUCCGGCUGCACCACCACCAAGUCCUACAGGCCCAAGUUCUGCGGCGUCUGCCUGGAUGGCCGCUGCUGCACCCCCCACAGGACCACCACCCUGCCCAUGGAGUUCAAAUGCCCCGAUGGACAAUUCAUGAAGAAGCACAUGAUGUUCAUCAAGUCCUGCGCCUGCCACCACAACUGCCCCGGGGAGAACGACAUCUUUGAGUCCAUGUAUUACAAGAAGAUGAUGGGAGACAUGGCAUGAGCCACUGAAAGACACUUAGAGCUUUUAACUUGAAAACAAACAGAACUCCAUCUCAUUUUGCAGCUCAGUAUAUAUGUCCUUAACAUUUUAUCUCGUCAUUUUCUCAUUGUAAAAGUAGUCCAGACACUUAUCUUAGUGUCUGUGUGUUUUGCAUGGCUGGUGCACGUCAGCCACAUAGACUCAGACAGAGGGUUGCUUAGCAGCUCCAAGACUCCUGCACUAUAACUCCUUAUUUUCUUUUUUAACUUUUAUUUUUUUAUGACGAACCUGCUGUCAGGUUUCCGCCCAUAUCCCUUGAAAUCGUUUUAACAAAACCGUCCAUUUUACUGUAACCAUUUCUAUACCUUAUCUAGACCUUGACCUCCUCUUUAAGUGAGGUGUCUAAUGAGUCCCCCAACCCCCCCGAGUCCAAGACCAGACCUGCAAACUCUAAGCAGCUGUAUAGGGAGCACGCAGACCACAGCAAGCCAGUGUUCCCCUGUCCAAACAGGUCUGAAUGUGUCCUUGUGUGUGCAUGUGAGUGUGUGUGUUUGAUAGUGCAGACCUAAAUGUCAGCCUUAUGUGUGUGUGUGUGUGCUAGGUCCACUCUGCUUACAGAGUGGAGGAAAGGUCAAAGUUUCCGCCCAACAACGAGCAGCAUGCUGAGUUUAGGGUUAGAUAAGGAACACAGUGGGCUUUGCCACGGCACUGAGAAAAGAAGAAAAAAAAAAAAAACAAGUGUUGACUAUUACUGAUUCAGGUCAGAUGGAAGAAACCGAGCAUCUAUAGGUACAAAGUGUCUAUUCUGUACAAAAAUAGAAGACUGGAAGAAUUGCAAUUUCAUUCCUUUUUUAUUGUUGAUGUGUAAAUUGUGUAUAUUUUUGUACAGUUUAAGUUAAUUUAAAAAAAGCCAAAUUUGUUCUGUGCUUCAAAAUGUAUCAAUAGUGUUUUGUUUUUUUCUUGUCAGCAGUAUUUUGUACUAUUUUAUUGAGAAGUGUGACAAAAAUGUUACAUGUUUCACUUUGUAGCUGGAAAUAAAAUCUUAUAUUUUUAUACAAAA
Mugil cephalus (flathead mullet) is the source of this 2304-nucleotide messenger RNA. It is a transcript of the gene ccn2a, whose product is annotated as cellular communication network factor 2a. NCBI's taxonomy places the organism in Eukaryota, Metazoa, Chordata, Actinopteri, Mugiliformes, Mugilidae. The transcript is spliced from 5 exons. Gene Ontology annotation, molecular function: heparin binding; integrin binding. Gene Ontology annotation, cellular component: extracellular matrix; extracellular region. The coding region runs from base 225 to 1265 and encodes 346 amino acids. The record is from RefSeq and is a predicted model, not a curated record. Gene Ontology annotation, biological process: cell adhesion; signal transduction.